Mangifera indica (mango) is the source of this 1920-nucleotide messenger RNA. Its product is annotated as xylulose kinase 2-like. The record is from RefSeq and is a predicted model, not a curated record. Gene Ontology annotation, cellular component: cytosol. Lineage: Eukaryota; Viridiplantae; Streptophyta; Magnoliopsida; Sapindales; Anacardiaceae. The transcript is spliced from 11 exons. Gene Ontology annotation, molecular function: D-xylulokinase activity. Gene Ontology annotation, biological process: xylulose metabolic process; D-xylose metabolic process. Bases 89 to 1765 code for a protein of 558 amino acids.
UAAACAAUUGUCAGUUGUCCAGCAGUAUAAAUAGGACAAAGCUAGAGCACUCCCAAAGCCAGUACGAGUCUCUUCUGUUAACUCAACAAUGGAGGAUUUCUCUCUUCCACAGGAUUCUUUUUUCCUUGGAUUUGACAGCUCUACUCAGUCAUUGAAGGCAACUGUGUUGGACUCCAAUCUUAACAUUUUCACUUCAGAGCUAGUUCAUUUUGACUCUGAUUUGCCCCACUACAAGACCAAAGAUGGAGUUUAUAGAGAUCCCUCAGUUAAUGGAAGAAUUGUUUCACCCACCUUGAUGUGGGUGGAAGCUUUGGAUAUCAUUCUUCAAAAAUUCUCCAAAUCAAAAUUAGAUUUCUCGAAAAUUGCUGCUAUUUCUGGUAGUGGACAGCAGCAUGGUAGUGUUUAUUGGAAGAAUGGUAGUGCUGAGGUUCUAUCCUCUCUGGAUCCAAGGAAGCCAUUGGUUGAUCAGUUAGGCAGUGCCUUUUCGAUUAAUGAAUCUCCUAUAUGGAUGGAUAGCAGCACCACUGUUCAAUGUAGGGAGAUAGAGAAAGCUGUUGGUGGUGCAUUGGAGUUGUCUAAAAUUACAGGGUCACGUGCUCAUGAACGAUUUACUGGACCACAGAUUAAGAAGAUAUUUGAAACACAGAAGGAAGUUUAUGAGAAUACUGAGAAGAUUUCCCUUGUUAGCUCAUUUAUGGCAUCACUUCUGAUUGGGGAUUAUGCUUGUAUUGACGAAACUGAUGGUGCAGGGAUGAACUUGAUGGAUGUCAAGCAAAGAGCAUGGUCUAAAAUAGCUUUAGAGGCUACAGCUCCGGAUUUGGAGAAAAAACUUGGAAAGUUAGCUCCAGCCCAUGCUGUUGCAGGUCAUAUUGCUCCUUACUUUGUGGAGAGGUAUCAUUUCAAUAAGAAUUGCUUGGUCAUUCAGUGGUCAGGAGACAAUCCUAACAGUUUAGCAGGUUUGACCCUAAGCACUCCUGGAGAUCUGGCAAUUAGUCUUGGCACUAGUGACACCGUCUUUGGGAUAACUGAUGAUCCCCAGCCUAGAUUAGAGGGUCAUGUUUUUCCUAAUCCUGUGGACACAAAAGGCUAUAUGGUAAUGUUGGUAUAUAAAAAUGCUUCUCUGACUCGUGAAGAUGUGCGUAACCGCUGUGCGGAGAAAUCAUGGGAAGUUUUUGAUAAAUAUCUGGAUCAAACACCGCCUCUAAAUGGUGGCAAGAUGGGUUUCUACUACACAGAGCAUGAAAUUCUUCCUCCUCUACCAGUUGGUUUUCAUCGCUAUAUUCUUGAAAAUUUCACUGAAGAAAAUCUGAAUGGCUUCAAAGAAGUUGAAGUUAAGGAAUUUGAGGCUCCUUCUGAGGUCAGGGCAUUGAUUGAGGGCCAAUUCCUCUCAAUGCGAGCUCAUGCAGAAAGAUUUGGGAUGCCAUCUCCUCCAAAAAGAAUUAUAGCCACUGGUGGAGCAUCAGCAAAUAGAAGCAUUCUGAACUGUAUAGCAUCAAUUUUUGGCUGUGAUGUUUACACAGUACAGAGAACUGAUUCGGCUUCCCUGGGAGCUGCUUUGAGGGCUGCUCAUGGUUACCUGUGCAGCAAAAAAGGAAGCUUUGUGCCCAUCUCCAGCAUGUAUAAGGACAAGCUGGGGAAGACAUCUCUCAAUUGCAAGCUUUCUGUGACUGCUGGAGACAAAAGCCUUGUUUCUAAGUAUGGGGUGAUGCUGAAGAAAAGAAUGGAAAUAGAGAAUCGUCUUGUAGAGAAACUGGGCCGCAUUUAAAAGAUGAUGAACAAAAUCCAGAUGGCUUCAAGAAGUCUCAAGUUGCACUGAUACGGUACACAAAAGUCGAAAUAUUUGUAUGAAUGGAAACAGUACUGUAAUAACAGGAUUAUAUUUUAGAAGUAUAUAAAAUCUCUAAUAGGCUUUUUAGUUCA